Harpia harpyja (harpy eagle) is the source of this 2133-nucleotide messenger RNA. RefSeq names its product netrin 3 (gene NTN3). Bases 136 to 1899 code for a protein of 587 amino acids. The record is from RefSeq and is a predicted model, not a curated record. NCBI's taxonomy places the organism in Eukaryota, Metazoa, Chordata, Aves, Accipitriformes, Accipitridae. The transcript has 7 exons. Gene Ontology annotation, molecular function: protein binding.
GCCCCGCCGCCCGCCCUUCUGCUGCUGCUGCGGCGGCCCCGGCUCCUCGCACCGCCUCGACCCCGGACCUGCUGCCCGGACCGACCCCGCUACCUGCCCGGCCGCGGGAGGAGCCGCUUCCCUCGCCCCGGGAGGAUGGAGGUCCUGCAGCUCCUGCGCCUGCUCCUCACCGCUACCAUGCUGGGCCUCUCCCAGACGGUGAAUCCCUUUGUGGCGCAGCAGACUCCCCCAGACCCUUGCUAUGACGAGAGCGGCGCUCCUCGCCGCUGCAUCCCUGAAUUUGUCAAUGCCGCCUUCGGGAAGGAGGUUCAAGCCUCCAGCACGUGUGGGAAGCCCCCGACGCGGCACUGCGAUGCCUCGGACCCCCGCCGAGCCCACCCACCCGCCUACCUGACCGACCUCAACACUGCCUCCAACAUGACAUGCUGGCGCUCGGAGACCCUCCACCAGUCACCCCAGAAUGUCACCCUCACCCUCUCCCUCGGCAAGAAGUUCGAGGUGGUCUAUGUCAGCCUCCAGUUCUGCUCGCCCCGGCCCGAGUCUACCGCCAUCCUCAAGUCCAUGGACUACGGCAAGACCUGGGUGCCAUACCAGUACUACUCCUCACAGUGCCGUAAGAUCUAUGGCAAGCCCAGCAAAGCCACUGUCACAAAGCAGAACGAGCAGGAGGCCCUUUGCACCGAUGGCCUCACAGACCUCUACCCUCUCACCGGCGGGCUCAUCGCCUUCAGCACCCUUGAUGGGCGACCAUCCGCCCAGGACUUUGACAGCAGCCCCGUGCUCCAGGACUGGGUGACAGCCACUGACAUCCGCGUGGUCUUCAGCCGCCCGCAUCUCUUCCGUGACCUGGGCAGCCGGGAUGCCGGUGAGGAGGAGGGGGGCACCAGUUCGACCCCCUAUUACUACGCGGUAGGGGAGCUGCAGGUCGGUGGGCGCUGCAAAUGCAACGGGCAUGCGGCACGCUGUGUGAAGGACAAGGAGCAGAAGCUGGUGUGUGACUGCAAGCACAACACGGAGGGUCCUGAGUGCGACCGCUGCAAGCCCUUCCACUACGACCGGCCCUGGCAACGGGCCAGCGCCCGUGAGGCCAAUGAGUGUCUGGCCUGCAACUGCAACCUGCAUGCCCGGCGCUGCCGCUUCAACAUGGAGCUGUACAAGCUCUCGGGCAGGAAGAGUGGCGGCGUCUGCCUCAACUGCCGGCACAACACCGCAGGGCGGCACUGCCACUACUGCAAGGAGGGCUUCUACCACGACCUCAGCAAGUCCAUCACAGACCGUAAGGCCUGCAAAGCUUGUGACUGCCACCCUGUUGGCGCGGCUGGCAAGACCUGCAACCAGACGACGGGGCAGUGCCCUUGCAAGGAUGGCGUGACCGGCCUCACCUGCAACCGCUGUGCCAAGGGCUACCAGCAGAGCCGCUCACCAGUGGCCCCCUGCAUCAAGAUCCCUGCCAUCAACCCCACCUCCCUGGUCACCAGCACGGAGGCACCUGCAGACUGUGACUCCUACUGCAAGCCAGCCAAGGGCAACUACAAGAUUAACAUGAAGAAGUACUGCAAGAAAGACUAUGUGGUCCAGGUGAACAUCCUGGAAAUGGAGACGGUGGCCAACUGGGCCAAGUUCACCAUCAACAUCCUCUCUGUCUACAAGUGCCGUGACGAGCGGGUCAAGCGCGGUGACAACUUCUUGUGGAUCCACCUGAAAGACCUGUCCUGCAAGUGCCCCAAGAUCCAGAUAAGCAAGAAGUACUUGGUCAUGGGGAUCAGUGAAAAUUCCACUGACCGGCCGGGACUGAUGGCCGACAAGAACAGCCUGGUCAUCCAGUGGCGGGACGCCUGGACGCGCCGCCUUCGGAAACUGCAGCGGCGGGAGAAGAAGGGGAAGUGCGUGAAGCCCUGAGGGGUUUCCACCCAUCCCGUCCCAUGCUGUGCUCAGCCCCAGCCCGGCUGUGCACUGCUAGACUGCACCCAGAGACUCUGUACAUAUAUAUAGUGUGAAAGGACUCUUCUGUCUAUAGUGUAUAUUUUGGCAAUGGUUUCCCUUUGUAUGUGCGGGUGCACGCGUGGGUGUGUGUGGGGGGGUCUUUUUCUCUAAGUGUGUAUUAAAAAUAAUGCAGUAUUGACAAACCUUUAA